This is a messenger RNA of Oncorhynchus masou masou (cherry salmon), 3165 nucleotides long. RefSeq lists its product as uncharacterized. Gene Ontology annotation, cellular component: nucleus. Lineage: Eukaryota; Metazoa; Chordata; Actinopteri; Salmoniformes; Salmonidae. The record is from RefSeq and is a predicted model, not a curated record. The annotation marks the transcript as partial. The transcript has 6 exons. Gene Ontology annotation, molecular function: endonuclease activity.
GAGGGUGAGGGAUGGGGGAGAGAGGGUGAGGGAUGGGGGAGAGAGGGUGAGGCCUGAGUUGUUGGAGUUUGUUGGAGACUGGCCUUCAGAGGAGGUACUGGAGCAAAGAAGAGGAGGAGGAGGAAGGAAUGGAAGGCGCGCUGGGAGGGAGGGAGAGAGAGGUGGUGAGGGGGAGGAGGCAGAUCCCAGAGGCAGCCAAUCAGAAGGGCAUCCUGGUCGCGGGCCUCAUGUCACAGAGUUCCAGAAGCUUCUAGAGCUCUUACAGACAGGUGUUGACUCCUUCCCCCUGCCCACCUUCCCCUCCCCCGUCCCCUCCCUUAGCUCAGACCGUUCCCUUGGAGAAGGAGGAGAGAGGGGUGAGGCAGGAGGGAGGAGAGGGGAGGCUGAUAAAGACAGAGUCCUGAGUCGGGAGGAAUUACCUGACUGUGUGUUGGCUGACCCUAACUCAACCCAGGUGGUUGGAUCCAACACCGUGGAGCAGAGGGAGGGAGAGACCAUUCAGGCUGCCGGAGAGGGGGGGACUCGGGGUUUAGUUGAGAAAGACUUGUUGGAGGUAGGAGGAAGCCAUCUUGGUAAGGUCAGUCAGUGUACUGAUAGUGACAGCCAUGUUGGUGAGGUCAGUCAGUGCACGGACGCUAGUGAGACCAGGAUGGAAGGUGAAGUCGGCCAUCUUGGUCGGGGCAGUCAGUGUACUGAUAGUGACAGCUAUAUUGUUGAGUGCAGUGUGGAAGCUGGUGAAGGCAGCCAUGUUGGUGAGGUCAGUCAGUGUACUGACGCUAGUGAGACCAGGAUGGAAGGUGAAGUCGGCCAUCUUGGUGGGGGCAGUGAGGAGCAGAGGCAGAGUCGCUGGGCUGAGAAACAGUGCAAGCUGGCGCUCACCUUCACAAACCACACCCCUCCCUCCCCCAAACCACAGACAGACCCUGACCUCGACCCUAAUCUCGACUCUGACCUCGACCCUAAUCUCGACUCUGACCUUGCCCCUGACCUUAACCCUAACUCAGACCUCAACCCUAAUCUCGACUCUGACCUCGACCCUAAUCUCGACUCUGACCUCGACCCUAAUCUCGACUCUGACCUCGACCCUGACCUUAACCCUAACUCUGACCUUGCCCCUAAUCUCGACUCUGACCUCGACCCUAAUCUCGACUCUGACCUCGACCCUAACCUUAACCCUAACUCUGACCUUGCCCCUAAUCUCGACUCUGACCUUGCCCCUAAUCUCGACUCUGACCUCGACCCUAACCUUAACCCUAACUCUGACCUUGCCCCUAAUCUCGACUCUGACCUUGCCCCUAAUCUCGACUCUGACCUCGACCCUAACCUUAACCUUAACUCUGAUUUUGCCCCUAAUCUCGACUCUGACCUCGACCCUAACCUUAACCCUAACUCUGACCUUGCCCCUAAUCUCGACUCUGAUCUCGACCCGAACCUCGACCUUAACCCUAACCUCGACUCUGACCUUGCCCCUGACCUUAACCCUAACUCUGACCUUGACCCUAAUCUCGACUCUGAUCUCGACCCAAACCUCGACCUUAACCCUAACCUCGACUCUGACCUUGCCCCUGACCUUAACCCUAACUCUGACCUUGCCCCUAAUCUCCACUCUGACCUUGCCCCUUAUCUCCACUCUGAUCUCGACCCUAAUCUCCACUCUGAUCUCGACCCUAAUCUCGACCCUAAUCUCGACUCUGAUCUCGACCCUAACCUCGACCCUAACCUCAAACCUGACCUCAACCCUAAUCUCGACUCUGACCUUAACCCUAAUCUCCACUCUGAUCUCGACCCUAAUCUCGACUCUGAUCUCGACCCUAAUCUCGACUCUGAUCUCGACCCUAACCUCGACCCUAACCUCAAACCUGACCUCAACCCUAAUCUCGACUCUGACCUUAACCCUAACCUUAACCCUGACCUCGACUCUGACCUUAACCCUAACCUCAACCUUGACCUCGACUCUAUCCUUAACCCUAACCUCGAUCUCAACCCUAACCUCAGCCCUAACCUCGACCCCGACCUCUACCCUAAUCUCAACCCUGACCUCUACCCUAACCCCCACCGCCCCUCCCCUCCUCCGUCAUUGGCCGACACAGAUCGCUCCUCCCAGACCGACCCGCAAGACUUUGCCUUCCUCUGGCGUCUCGACCACAAUCGUCGCGACAACCCAACCGUGGCCGCGGGAUACCACUUUCCCCCUAACAACACCCUCGCCAUUCUCCACGGCAACCCUUCCCGUUUCCUCCCAGAGGUCUCGGCGGCGGUCUCGGCGGGCGUUGCGGUUCACCCCUCCGGCCAGCGCGUGGUGCCAUACCGUGUGACGCACGAGAAGGGGAGCCAGGUGGAGGAGAGGGAGCUGGAGGAGGGCCGGACCAGACAGCAGAACCUCGUCAUUCUCAGGCGCCAUUUUAAACUGGUCAACAGACACACUCUGGAGGACCUCUAUGACAAGUGUCAGCAGGAUCUGGAGUGGACCAGUAAUCUGUUGCUAGACUCUGGAGAGAGACUGUUCCUCGAGGAAGAGGAUGAUGAUGAAGAAGAGGGUGAUGAAGAUCUGGACAUGGCCGUACGUGUGGGGCUGGAGGAGAGGACAGAGAGGCGGGUUACGCCCCCAGGAGAGCAGGCUUCGGCCUCCAGCCGUUCUGGUAGUGAGGCGGUUGUUGUAUUGGGAAGAAGGGAGGAGGAAGAGGAGGCGUGGAGGACAGGAGGGGCGUGGACAAGGGAGAACAUGGAGAGGUCUGGUCCAGGUGGUGUUAACAGGAGAGAUGGAGCUGCCAUGAUGAAAGAGUCUCAGCUGUUUGACCUGUUCCCCAGCAUGGACAGACACUUCCUACAGGACAUCUUCAGAGACCACAAUUACUGUCUGGUGCAGACAGAGCAGUUUCUGAGGUCUAUGUUGGACGAGGGCCCUGUGAGGAACGUUGUGGCCCCAGAGCACACCCCCCGUACUCAGAGCAAGGAUCGAGACAAGAGGCGUGCAGCAGCAGCAGCAGUGGCCCCUCCACAGUCCCUCUCUCAGUACCAGGAUGUGGAGGACCCAGAGUAUGAGGACUACCGGGCCGAGGCCAGGCUGCAGAGAGGCAGGCAGCUGGAGAGCUUCAGCAAGGCCGCAGAGGCUUACAGACAGGGACGCAGAGAUGUAGCCUCCUACUAUGGACAACAGGUGGGGGG